Ctenopharyngodon idella (grass carp) is the source of this 5450-nucleotide messenger RNA. RefSeq names its product coiled-coil domain containing 50a (gene ccdc50a). Bases 269 to 2041 code for a protein of 590 amino acids. The record is from RefSeq and is a predicted model, not a curated record. Lineage: Eukaryota; Metazoa; Chordata; Actinopteri; Cypriniformes; Xenocyprididae. The transcript is spliced from 12 exons. Gene Ontology annotation, molecular function: ubiquitin protein ligase binding. Gene Ontology annotation, cellular component: cytoplasm.
GUCCCGCCCUGCCACCCGUAGGAAACACACACUGCUCAGCUUUUCUUUAGUGUUUGUGUGUGUGUGUGUGUGUGUGUGAGUUCAUAAUAUUCAUCUGCUGUGGGAACAGAGGGAGGGACGGACAGAAACCUCGGUUGGCGACAGAAACCAAUCAGAGCGACAUAUUACCGAAGCCAUCGAUCGGGAUUUAUUUAUCUGACGGAAACCGCCAUCAGUCUGUCAAACAAUAACCUUCAGAAACCCCAGAAAAACAUUAAGCGCCGACGACAUGGCUGAUUUUAGUAUUGAUCAGAACAACCUGCCUGGCGUAAAAGAGGUGUGCCGGGACUUUGCCGUGCUAGAAGACCACUGUCUGGCCCACAAUCUUCAGGAGCAGGAAAUCGAGAGCCACCUGGCCUCGAACGUCCACAAGAGCCGUCUGGUGCAGCAGGACCUGCAGGUGGCCAAACGUCUGCAGGAGGAAGAGGACCUGCGGGCCAAAGCCGAGAGCCAGAGACAGCAUCGUCGCAUGGAACGCAUCGACAUUGAAAUGGCUCAGGAGAUUCAAGAACAACUAGUCCGGCAGGCUGAACAACAGAGGCAGCAGGAAGAGAAAGAUGAGGCCAUCGCCCGUAAGCUGCAGGAGCGGGAGAUGAAAGAAGAGAGAAAACGGCAAAAGCAGUUGGAAGCAAACUUUGAAGAGGAGUACUACGAAGACAAAGCCUCCAGGAAUCUCCCGCACGAUCCAGACUUGCAAGAGCCGAAUCCCCAUUCCAUUUCUCCAGGUUACAGAAAAGAGAAGCAUCACAACUACAAUCAGAUUCUUUCCCCAUACCACUCUCCUGAGCCAGACAGAAAAAGAUUACCCAAUACCCAUAGUCAUCCAGAAUUUGAGCCCGUUGAACUUGGCCGAUCUAAGCAUUCAGAGGUUCCAAGCAAGGGAAGGAUCCUUGAGUACUACUCACCUGAGCGACGACCGAAGUACCCGGAAAAUUACUCGAAAGAGAGAAACAGACCUCUUGAUCUUGAUUACACAGAACCUCGUAGAAAAAAGAAGCAAGAUCAAUGGGGCGACCUAGAGCCUGUGGUGCGGCGGAAGGAGAAACCUCCCAGGGAUUACUCUGCUGGCCAGGACAGGGUUUGGGACAAGGAGAGAAUCAGGGAUCGAGAACGAGAAAGGGAUGGACAGAGAUCCAAGGACAGGCCAAGAGAUCGAAACCGGACAAGAAGUCAAGAAAGACUGUUUAGCGAAGAUGUCAAGCAUGUUGACAGGGGUAGAAACAUUGACAGGGAGAUGGACAGAAAUGGCUAUGGACACAGUAGCAGAGAUAGACAAAGAGAACGAGGCAGAGAUGGGAAUAGAGUGAGGCACAAAAGCAGAGAGCAAGAACUGGACAAUUACAGUCCCACCCCAACUAGAGGAUUGUCAGAAGACAGUCUGGAGUGGGUGGAUCUCAAGAGCAGGCCGAGGCUCCCCUCAGGCCCUAAUGAGGUGUUUGAGGAGCCCACUCUCAGAGGCCCAUCAAAUAAGGGCCGGUCUCCUGGCCAUUCCCCCAGAGAGAGAGACCGGAAGGUUCGAGGAGAGUAUGGCAUGAAGGAAGCAACGCACGGAUUGGCCCACUUAGACCUACAAGACCAGGAGCUCAAAGACAUGGAGGUGGCACGCAAGCUACAAGAAGAAGAGAUUAAGGCGAUUCAAAUGGACAAACGAGCUGCUCAAGUUGCUCAAGAUGAGGAAUUAGCCCGACGGCUAUUGGAGGAAGAGAAAAGGGAGUAUAAGAGAUCAAAAGAGAAAGAGAAGCAAGUGAUAGAGAGAAGACGACCUGAGUUGGAAUACAAGCCAGUGCAAGAAGAUGUAGUACGACCACGAAUGCGAGAAGAGGUGCGUAGCAGAGAAGACGAGUACCAGAGAGCACGGAACCACAAACCUGUGAGGCCUCCCCCUCCUACACAGCACUACGAGAACAUAAACCCUAGCUAUGCUUAUGUGGAGAGCCCAUACUCCCCUCGCCCUCCAUCAAGACCAGAGGCGGCGUACAAAGGUGCCUACUAUAGACAGUGACCAUAAGCCUCCACUGCUGUCCCAUCAUGAGUCCGUUCGGCCCUUUACUUUGUGAAUCAAUAGAGGAAGUUAUUCUGAAACUACUUUGAGUUCAUGAGGCUUUCGGCAGAAGCUACUGACACUUUAAUUUUAUUUUUCCUCCAAGUUUCUCGGCUCAUCACAUCAGAUGAGCCAUUGUCGUCUCUUCGUGUUGUGAAUGAGUCUUUUACCCUGGAGUUAUCAACUACUGGGCGACAGGGGUGGUUCCUGUUUGCUUCUCAUGUUCUUGUCUCAUUGUGGAUGACUGGACAGGAAGGGAUCUACUGCACAGCUCUUUUGAAUAUCCCUUUUCUUUUCAUCCCUCUUGGCAUCUAUAUUCAAGCCUGGUCUUGAUUCCAUGCUGCAUUGCCAAUCAGGAUAGAGCAGAAAGUUUUUUUUUUUUUUUUUUUUUUAAAUUUAAUUUAAUGGAAAACACAUGCUUGAAUUGUGCUAUAUAUUUAUUGAUUUAUUUUGAGAGGAUAUAUUUUAUUUUUUAAUUCAUAUUAUAUUGUUUUACCCUUUCACUGAUCUAUCCGAAGAGACUGUUAGCAUAAACCGAAGUGAUCAAAUUUCUGGAGAACAAUUUAAUGCAAAAUUCCAGCCCUGCUCUAACACAUCUCCACAUCUUGAUAAGCAGGUUCAGUCUUCAAACCAAUCAAAUAUCAAGGUGAGGUUGUCAGUUCUUCUUCAUUUGCCCUCCAUAUCAUUUGAGAGAGACUCGUCACGCACACUGUCGGCUCACGUACAGCUAGGGUUCGAGACGCUCAGCCUUCGGGUGCCUUUGUUAUAAUGAUAUUUCCUGCAGUGUCCAUAGCGAUUAUCUCAUCUACUUUGUAGAUGCUGCUAAUAUGCUCCAAUGUUCAAAUGCAUGCUGGCUGAAUGUGAACUCUAUGGGGUCUAUAUGAAUCUUGUCGUCCGGAAACAAAAAAAAAAAAUACAAAAAAAAAAGGGCAAAAAAACAUCUCAUUUUUUAAUUUUUAUAUAUUUUUAUUUAUAAUUCAAUAAAAAUCCAAAACACAAGUUUUAAGGCAUGUUGGUAGCAUUGCUGUUGGCACAGAUAUAAACAGUUUUCUUGCUUGCAUCAUCAUGUGCAAUUCAUGUUAAUAUCUCAGUGUUCAGAUUUACAGUGCUUUGCAUUUGGUGGCAAACUUACUUUAAGCAGGGAUAUAAAAACUGACCAGCAAACAGAUCAAAGCAGCAAACAAGUGUGACUAUGGCAACGUUUAUCUGGCACUUUCCACAAAUAGCGUAUGAAAUGGGGCUUGAAACUCUUGAAAAAAUGUUUUGUUUGUUUUAUCAAUGAAAAGAUGAACCUCUAGUAGUUGUUUUGCUUUGCUGAAAAACAAGUAAAAAAAACAAAGCAAAACAAAACUACUGGAGGUUCAUCUUUUCAUUGAUCCUUUGCUGAAAAACAAACAAAUAAAAAUCAAAGGAUCAAUGAAAAGAUGAACCUUCAGAAGUUUUGUUGUGCUUUGGUUUUUGUUUUACUUGGGUUUUUGUUUGGUUUUGUUUGGCAGUUUAAGCAAACAUGUCACCACAGUUCAGGACUUGUCUAAAAAAAAAAAAGUUUUUUAUUUUUUUUUAUAAAUGUUACUCAUUUUUAGCAAUUGUUUAUUUCUAGCAAAGAAAGAGGAAAAAUGACAAACUGAUUAAAUUACAUCAGGGGUGUCCAAACUUGGUCCUGGAGGGCCACUGUCCUGCAGGGUUUAGCUCCAACUUGCCUCAACACACCUGCCUGGAAGUUUCUAGUAUGCCUAGUAAGACCUUGAUUAACUGGUUCAGGUGUGUUUAAUUGGGGUUGGAGCUGAACUUUGCAGGACAGUGGCCCUCCAGGAGCAGGGUUGGACACCCCUGAUAAAAAAUCAGUUUAUGUAUAUUUAUUUUAUUUUUUUUAGUCAGUCAUCCAAAAAUCAUGUACAUCCAAAAUCAUUAAAUAAACAACAACAGAGACAAAAACAAAACACACAACUCUCAAACUGAAUUAAAUACCACAGAAUAAAAGUAUGUUUUAAGACUAGAUUUAAAAGCAGAGAGUGUUUGGACCAGUCUCACUUACAAUGGUAAAUUAUUCCUCAGUUUUGGGCCAGCAACUGCAAAGGCCCUAUCUCCCCUAUGCUUCAGCCUUGUUCUAGGUACAGCCAGGAGCAUGUAGUCCGCCAACCUAAGGGACCUCGAUGGGACAUGGUUGUAUGUGGUAAAAAAGGUAGAUCUAAACUAUGAAUAUACAUUAACUGGUAACCGUGUUGCAAGUUUAGCCUAAAUCAUUCAGUUAGAGCUGGCUAGUUUGGGACCAAAUGUUGCAUUUUUGGUCAUUAAAAUAGGUUUAACAGUAUUAUGAUGUUGUGUGAUAUCAUACAAAAUAAUACUAGUGUAAAAUACUUAAGCAAAUCUAAUAGCUCUUUGUUAAGAACAUUAGAUUUGUGCAUAUAUUUCAGAGAAAAAGACCAAUUUUUUUACCCUAUUCAUGGAAAGUGCCGUAUGCACAUCACUUUAUCAGGGCAUUUAUUUCUUACUGAUCAGUUAUUGCUUACAUUCCAUAUUCCUGUCAAAAUGUGUUCUAAAGGGAUUAUAUUCUGCUUCGCUUUUGAGAAUAUGAUUGUGCGGGCUACAUGUAGCAUCCUGUACAGAUACAACUUAAGACAGCAGCUACUUUUGUAUCGCAUUAGUGCCUCUUUAAGACCAGUGUUCGAUCGCUAGUGCUGAACGCUCUCAUGUUAAUAUCUUGAAAAUGACAAUAUGCUAGUUUGUGUUGGUGCAUUCCAAUGAAAGGCAUGGCCUGAAAUGUGUCCAAUAAACUUUUAGGGAAAAUAUCUUAUGUUGCCAUCCAUGCGGCUAUAGGCUUACAAGGUGAUUAAGAACAUUUUCUGUAAAUUGUAUUACUGAAUCAGUUUUGAAUCACUUUAUGUGUGUGUGUUUUAGUGAUGAAUGUGCAUAUAUAUCUCUCUCUCUUUCAGUGCUGUCAAUCUAGCGCAUAUCACAGUGCGCUGUAGUAUUUGAAAAGAACAUUUUAUGUUAGAAUUCUGAUACUAAUUGGCUGGAUUGGCCUGUGCCAAAUGUUCAACAUUCAGGGAUUUAAAAAAGUAUUGCUGUAAAACUGAUAAUAUCCAAUGGUCAUCUGUUUGUUCUGAGGGGAAAAACUUCUGGUUUACAAGAGUUGUGCAAACUGAACUUUUCACACCUGUUAUGCCAUUGUAAAUGUACGUGUAUGUGUGAGACUGAGUGACAGACUUUAGAAUUUUUCACUCAAUGGAGAUGAAAUUCAUGCCAGUUUCUUUUACAAUCAGCUGGUGCUGGAAACGUUUUGUGACCGGCGAAAGUGUUUGUAUCUUGCACAUUCUCAUAGCUUCCACUGGCCAACUGUAAAUACCAAAUAAAUUACUUUUAAAGGGUA